Molecule: messenger RNA, 1410 nt
Organism: Durusdinium trenchii
Lineage: Eukaryota; Dinophyceae; Suessiales; Symbiodiniaceae
Source: the annotation of a GenBank genome assembly
AUGCCAUCAUCAAAUUGUUCUCAAUUGGUGAUUGGGACUGGGACUACGGCUGCUGGGGAGGCUUGCAGAAACGGCAAGGGCAAGUUGAAGUUUAGUGGACUCACAGCCGGACCUGCUGCUCAUGCUGUAUUGGAUGCGAGCUGCGGUGUUCCAGCUUUGGACAAGGCUUUGAGAGGUACUCGUGAUCCUAUUGCUGCAGCUUCAAAAGCACGCAAAUUUUCUUUGAAGGACUUCAACAACAUGCUAGUCAAACUAGAGAAAGCAGAAACCGCUUGCCUCUCUGCUCUUGGUGAGAAGAACAAGCCUGAGAAGCCUGAAAACAUUGCUUUCAUUGAUGAAUCAGAGGCGGUUGAAACAGCUAUCAAAAACAUCAACAACCGGUUUCUGAUGAUUCACAAGCUCUCUACAAGGCUAGCAGUGGAAAAGCCAGCAAACGAGCAGGUUUGUCAAGAGGUUCUUCAAAUGUGCAAGAAGGAUGAGUACUUCAAGGAACGUGCGAUCUCUCUACAAUCCUUGCAAACAGUGGGAUUCAUGCAUAGGUGCAGAAACGACUGGGACCUUCUGGAUUCUCCAGAUGCAGUGAAGCGGGAGGCUGCUAUUCAUCACUUUGCUGUGGAGACCCUGAAGGAACUAUGUGAUGGAGCCCUGACUGCUGCAACGCAGUACAAAGCAAGGAAUGCAGCUGUUUUGAAUGCCAAGAAAGCGGAGGAAGCUGCUGUUGAGAAAGAGAACAAACGAUUAGAACUACAAAAGAAAAAAGACCAGGCGAAAGCAGAUAAGGCAGAGAAAGCAGCAGCAGAAAGACAGAGAAAGGCAGACGAGAAAGCUGCGGCUAAGAAGAAAGAAGCAGAGGCAGCUAACAAGAGCGGAGAAGAAGACCAAGAAGAAAACGAUGGCCAGAAGUGCCACAGGCGUGGUAAAGGCAUUGGGGAACUUGGUGAUGAUGACCCAUACAUUUUGAGAACCAAAAUUCCCGAUGCCGAUUGUACUAUUGCAGCUUCACUGCAAGAGUUUGCCGAGACGGCAGCGCGUGGCUCACCAUGCGUAUGGAGGUUGAAGAGAUCAGUUGUGAAGAAAAUCAUGGAGGGCCAUUCUGAGGUUCUUGGUGACAGUGGUCCUUGUCGCAAAGAGAUCAACUCUGUCAACACCAUGAUGAAAGUGGAGAAUGCGAACUUCAUGACAGCAUUUCAUGAGAAAGUGGAGGCUGAUCCGAAUUUAGUCAAGAAAAAUGACAAGUACGACGACAGUAUACAAGAACGGAUCUUUGCACUGAACUUUGACACUGUCUUUGCCAGCAUGGUGGAAGAUAAUUCGGCAGAGACUUUUGGAUCCAUGAUGGUUGUGGAUCCUGAGAUGAUUGAAGAGAGUAUGCUGGAAGCACUUGGUGAAGAUCAGCAGAACGAUGACAAA